AUGGCUAGUAUCAUAGGGUCUAUCACUAGCCAUAACCAGGAUGCUUUCAUUCCUGGGAAGCAAAUCCACUCUCAUAUCCUCCUGGCUACUGAGUUGAUCAUGGGUUACACAAGGAAGCAUGGCACCCCUAGAUGCCUUAUUCAAUUAGACCUUCAGAAAGCAUAUGAUAUGCUUAAUUGGAAAGCCCUUGAAACCAUCCUGUUUGAGCUUGGUAUACCUGAAACUUUUGUCCAUUGGAUCAUGCAAGGUGUCUCCUCUGUUACAUACAGAUUUAGCAUAAAUGGUGAUCACUCAAAUCUGAUGCAGGCCAAACGAGGUGUCAGACAUCAUUCAAAGUGUGGUAAGCUAGGCAUAACACAUCUCACUUUUGCAGAUGACAUCCUUCUCUUCUCCAGAGGUGAUAAGCAAUCUAUUGAUGUGAUGAUGCAAGCCAUGGACACUUUCUAUUCCUCUACAAGGCUGGUAGUGAAUCCUAUGAAAUGUUACAUUUAUUUUGGUGAUGUGGAUAUAGACACAAAGCAGGAAAUUCUGGCCAGUACUGGGUUCAAUGAAGAUGCUCUCCCCUUUAGAUACCUGGGAGUUCCUGUUACUAGCAAGAGGCUCACUGUGAAUCACUAUCUCCCUCUGAUUGAGAAAAUUCUGAGCAGGAUUAAUCAUUGGAGUGCUAAACUUCUGAGCAUAGUUGGCAGAGUCCAAUUGGUUAAAGCUGUUACCACUUCUAUUGCCAAUUACUGGCUGUAG
Messenger RNA from Vicia villosa (hairy vetch), 741 nucleotides. RefSeq lists its product as uncharacterized. The coding region runs from base 1 to 741 and encodes 246 amino acids. The record is from RefSeq and is a predicted model, not a curated record. The transcript has 2 exons. Lineage: Eukaryota; Viridiplantae; Streptophyta; Magnoliopsida; Fabales; Fabaceae.